Molecule: messenger RNA, 504 nt
Organism: Penicillium brasilianum
Lineage: Eukaryota; Fungi; Ascomycota; Eurotiomycetes; Eurotiales; Aspergillaceae
Source: the annotation of a GenBank genome assembly
AUGCCCGGUGCCCCUGCCCCUAAGGGGAAGUUGCGAUGUCCCAUUUGCUUCGGCAAUCACAGGGGCGAGGAUUGUCGAGAGGCCCAUCGCAUGGUUGCGUUGAUGGGUGCGGCCAAGCAGGCCGUAGAGGCUAGUGCUGCGGCUGCCUCCUCCGCGUCUGCCCCUGGCCCUGGGAAGGGGAAGAAGCGUCCCCGCGAGGGAAGCGAGCCCCCCCGCUCUCAAAAUGCGCCCCCGGCUCCGCAGCAGUGGCCGACCCCUACUGCGGAGCGGUAUAAGGACGUCUCUGCGGAAGAGAUGGACGAGGAGAUUCGUCGCGUGGCCGAAGCAAAGGAUCGGCAUCAAAAGAGGGUCGACAGCCUAAACCGGCGUGUUUUAGCGCUGACGCAGAUUCGGGCCUCCAAGGUUCCUUUGCCGGUGGUCAAGAUGGAGGACGUCUCGGCUUCCGCCUGGGGCUCCUUGGCCUCUUCCUGCGAGGAGAAGAAGGCCCCGGCCAAAUCGCAUUAA